Molecule: messenger RNA, 1047 nt
Organism: Penicillium mononematosum
Lineage: Eukaryota; Fungi; Ascomycota; Eurotiomycetes; Eurotiales; Aspergillaceae
Product: ankyrin repeat domain-containing protein
Exons: 2
Coding region: 1-1047 (348 amino acids)
Cellular component (GO): nucleus; cytoplasm
Molecular function (GO): protein binding
Source: RefSeq, a predicted model, not a curated record
AUGUCUUCACAACGGCAGCGUCAACAGCAGCUAAUGCUUGAUGCACGCCGACAUCAAAUACAAAUGAUGGCUGCUAAGCAACAACCAAACACCAGCAGCAGCAGCAGCAGCAACAACAACAACAACAGUGACACUCCGCGACAGCAAAUGCAGCCUCAGUCAGGGAUAAUGGGAUCCAAAUAUGAUGAUUUGCCCAUACUGGAGCCCACUGAUGUUAUCUUUAUCUGUGAAAAUCCUGUGUCGGUUGGUCUAGUUCCCGUCUUCUUGGGGCCCUUUGAAUCCGCCUGCCAGCACGGCCCGCCCUACAUCAUUCAGUCCAUUGUCUCAUCUAAUAAUCUGACACCUGCUUUUCUUCACCAUGGUCUCACACGUGCCCUACGCUCUGGCAAUAUUGAGGUUGCUCAUUAUCUCCUCGAUCGUGGCUCACCCAUUGUUCGCGAAACUCCAAGCAAUAUCUUCUGUGUACCCUUGGAACGACAAAUUGCUCUCUUUGAGCUUCUUACCCAGUAUGAAUGGACCCCCAACACCCCAGGUUACUAUGGUAGUACUCUUCUCCCUCGGACUAUCAAGAGCCCCCCCUCUUCUUCGUGUGGUGGACCAGAUACUUCCUCAUGUGCUGCACUCGAGGCAGCUGCAAUUCAUGGAGGUGUUGAGGCUGUGUGUAUGCUUUUAGAUGCAGGUGCUAAGAUUCAAAACGGUGUACCACUACACUAUGCUGCAGGGGCUUGUCCUCCCGGUACGAAUCCACAUGCUGGGCGUGUGGUCCCGAGCCGGGAAUUUGAUACCAGCAGGAUUCCAGUAAUGGAACUACUGGUUGCUCGUGGGGCUGAUGUUAAUCAGAAAGAAGAGUCCCGACACAUGGUCGCACAGUACGCGAUUGUGUAUGCAGUCAUGGCAGGAGCAGUUGAGCGAGUUAAGUGGUUGUUAGAGCAUGGGGCAGAUCCAUAUAAAAGAGGAAGCUGGGGUAGCGCAGCCGAAUAUGCACGUACCUCGGGGAAUGAAGAGAUAUCAAAGGUCAUUGAGGAAUAUACUAAGGGCAACGAUUGA